This is a messenger RNA of Kazachstania africana CBS 2517, 1164 nucleotides long. RefSeq names its product putative DNA-dependent ATPase RAD55 (gene RAD55). The transcript has a single exon. Bases 1 to 1164 code for a protein of 387 amino acids. NCBI's taxonomy places the organism in Eukaryota, Fungi, Ascomycota, Saccharomycetes, Saccharomycetales, Saccharomycetaceae. Gene Ontology annotation, biological process: meiotic DNA recombinase assembly; DNA repair; reciprocal meiotic recombination. Gene Ontology annotation, molecular function: crossover junction DNA endonuclease activity; ATP-dependent DNA damage sensor activity; four-way junction DNA binding. The record is from RefSeq and is a predicted model, not a curated record. Gene Ontology annotation, cellular component: Rad51C-XRCC3 complex; Rad51B-Rad51C-Rad51D-XRCC2 complex; replication fork.
AUGUCACUAGGUAUAUCACUAUCUCAAUUGAUUACUGAUAAUCCACAGCCGUUAUCUAGUGGAGUUAGUGCUUUAGAUGAUGCGUUAAAUAAGGGAUUCCAUUCGCGAUCAAUUUAUGAAAUUUAUGGCCCUCCAGGUGUCGGUAAAACCAAAAUGGGGAUACAGUUGGUCCAAAAUGCAACGACUGGCAACUCAGAAAGGAAAGUCCUAUGGAUAGAGACACAUGUUUCGGCCCCCUUGAAUUUAAUGGAUUUUGAUAAGGGAAAUAUCUUUACCGUUACAACUAAUAAAUUCACACAGUUACUGAUAUUUUUCAAGAAAUUACUUGAAAAAGAUGAAAAGUAUGAUUUGAUUCUAAUCAGUGGAUUUUCCCAAUUGGUGACCGAUCAUAUAGAAAUUUUGUUAAAUCGAGGGUACAAUUUCAAGAACAUACAUGAGCUAAAAUGUAAACAUUUGGCCCUAAUACUUACCGAAAUGACAAAAUAUACACACUCAAAAAAUGCUAGCAUAGUGCUGUUGAAUGAUUGUAUGAACACAUCCUUUCAAAAAGAUAUUGGUAAUGUCGAAGACAAUUUGGAAGUGGUCGACGAUGGAUCAAAUUUUUUAGUUUCAUCAUCAUUUAAUUCACACAGGCGUAAAAAUACACAAGUAUUACGAAGCUCACUAGUUGCUAAUUCUGCAAUGGGGAACAAGGACAAUAUCUGGGAAGCCUUUAUCAGAUGCAGUAUUGGCAUAUUUUGGAAUUGGAAACACAAAGACAUCGGAAAUAAUAGGAAAAGAAACUUUGAAAAAUGCAGGAUUGCAGUGGUGUCUGAUUUAAAUGGAAAGGAAAUGCAAAACAAAAAGAGGGCAACGUAUAAGAAUGAAGUUGAUUGCAGCAUUGUUAGAUUUGAUAUCGACGAAAGCAGUGGUAGUUUCAAAGAUAUCAAGGCUGAUUUGAACAAUAUCAAUUUCGAUGACAGGAUAAUGCCACCCCAGAAAAAAAAUAAAUCUGGUUCAUCCGUAAGCAUUUCUCCGUCACUUACAGAUUCAAGCCGUCAAGUCUCACCUGAAGAACUGCUACUAGACACCUCUCUAGUGGGCUCUGCGAUAGAUGCAUACAACAAAACAGUAUAUGAAAAAGAGCCGGAAUUGGAGGCUAUCAUAUACGAUAGUGAAGGAUAG